UUCUUUGUACCUCAAGUCUGUGACAGCAAAGUUCCAAAACUGUCUUCGAGGAGCUGCCCAAACAAUCUCAGUUUCCAACAUACCAAUGGUUCCUGCGUGUUUACCAUCAGGAGGUUUUGUCUCGAGCAGAAGAGGUCAAGGCGGCUUUAACAUCCAUCUUUGGUCGAAUUUUAAAGAUGGAUUCUACUAAGAAGGUAACCAAGAAGUUGGCAGGUGAAGCUGCUCGGACGGCAGCAUGGUCGACUAACGUUGGCAAUGAACAUGGCCAGGUGCUAAUGAUCGUUAUGACAUCAAUUGAAGGGUGUGGGUUAGGCGACAUGGUGAAAGGCCUUGUAAAACGCUAGUCCGAGGCUGAUGUCCUACCACCAAUCCUGCUGUAAACAGACUGCGACUGUUGCGGGAAGUCAGCACUGAUGGACAUUUUCAGGACAGCUUGGUCUGACCUUGUGGUGCGAUUAGACGUGUGGCACUUCAUGCGGCGUCUUGCUGUUGGGGUCACAACGGACACCCACAGACUGUACGCGGCAUUUAUGGGUCAGCUUUCAGCAGCCAUCUUUUGUUGGGACAAGUCUGACCUGAAUCUUCUCAAAGAAGCUAAAAGGCAGCAGCUUAUACAAGCCAACAUCACGGACCCGUCUGACUCAGAUGUCUCUGUCCGUUUAGACCGUAAGGAGUUGUCCCUGCACUGUCGUCGGAUGACUCGAAGCACAGAGGUCAUCAGGGAGCGUAUCCAGGCUGUCUUGGAGUUGUUCGGUGGUAACUCAGGAAGGGAUACCAUGGGUGUACCACUGUUUCAUGAGCGUAUCUGGGAGCUCUAGAAACAGCAGCAGAACCAUGUAGAGUGCCUCCAGGACCCUAAAGGUGUACAGCUCUACACUCAAACGGGCACGCUGAAGAAGGGUGGCGUGGUGUUGCCUGUGUAUCGCUGUGCACGAGGAUCUACCUCCUUGGAGUCCUUCCAUCUCCACCUACAGCGAUUCAUUCCUGGAACCAGUGCAAGCGCCAGCAACUUCCAGACUGGAGGGCCUGAUGCGCUGGAACUUAGACUGGCAGAUUACUGUAUUGUAUGACUCCAGAUUGAAGACAGCAGCCAACAGACUAAGUCAGGAGCUUUUUAACAAGGAUCUCUUCCCGACAUUCCAGCCGCCAAACAAAUACACUGGAGAGCUGAUAGGUAUCGAAUAUCUAUACAACAAAACGGGUGCUAAAAACCCUGUAAGUGCGGUGGAGCCUGAUGACAGCCUAUUGGAUGAGGGCUUUGAGGACUCCGCGGCCAUGGAUGAUAAUGAUCCAACCAUCCACAUAGUGGAUUCCUUUCUGCCUGCUUUUAGUCGUGAGAGGGCUCAUCAGAUCAUGCAGCAGAACAGGCCGUCUCAAUCAGAGAUGUCAGCGAUGGAUGUGUAUGGCCAGCAGAUGUACAACGUUCCCGCUAAGCUCAAAGCCAAACCUACCACAACGAGUGUCUCUUUAGAAACAACAACAGCAGCUUCUAUGACAAAAGCAACAGCAGCUUCUGUUACAACAGCUGCAGCAAGUACUUCAUCAUUAUCUGCCGUAACUACCGCUACAUCAGCGUCGGCUAUUGCUGGCAGUUCCCAACGUGUUGAGGAUGAAGCUGAGGACUCUAUUGGACCAAACAGAGUUGCAGGUUAUGGUCAUGUGAUGGACCUGGCUGAGUAUUUGUUUCAUUUAAAAGACAAGGAAAGUAAGGCCAUCGCCAACGCAGAAGCUGACCACAUCGUUAAACUGUGGUCUAAGAUGUCCCUUUACGACCAGUCGCCGUCAAAAUAUAAGGACCGACAUCAGACCCAGCUGAUCAAGGGACGCUUCAAGGCACCAAAGACAUCCCGGAUACAGCUGGUUCCUGGAGUCCAGAGUGUCAGAAGAUGUGCUUUGGCUACACACCUUGGUCCAGCCACCUGGCCUGACUGUAACAGGUAUCAGGAAGCCUUGCUGGUCAAGUUGUGCGCAGCCUUUCCGGGAUCCACCACCAAAGAUGGCGUUCAACAGGCGCGGUCGCGGACAGUACUGGAGAAGUACAACCUAAUAAGAGAGAUGGUAUUCAACAGUCAGCACGUGAUACAGAAUACACGCAUUCAGCUGUCUGAUAUAAACCAGCGCACCUUGACUGCUUGGUUCAGUGAUCGUGGAAAGCGCAGAGAAAGAACCUUGCUGGAGCAGGGACUUGCCCUUCAGUAAGUUCCACUGGUAGCGCCUGAAUCACUGCCAGCGCCCCUUAAAAGGCCAGUUUCCUUGGAAAUGGGAACCACUGAACCACACAAGUUCCCCAUUUAGAUCAGCACGAAAGGCUCUCUCAUUCAUCAAGUGCGCAGAAGAAUCCUGCCACCAGAUGAGGUAAAGCAUGAAGUGCCGGUGCCCAUAGCACCAGCACCAUUGGUGCGUUUUGUGACUGCUCCCGCUCCUGACCUGGCACUGACUUCGUCGAUUUCAGCCCCAGCCGAAUCUUACCUGCCAUACUCUACAAAGCAUUACAGGAAGAGGAAGCUGGAGGCUGAGCAGGCAGGGGAGUUCCGGAGACAGUACCACAAGAAACUGCCCUACCGCAGCUGCAACAAAUGUUUUGAGGACAGGAAUACGG
This is a messenger RNA of Dreissena polymorpha, 2599 nucleotides long. RefSeq lists its product as uncharacterized. NCBI's taxonomy places the organism in Eukaryota, Metazoa, Mollusca, Bivalvia, Myida, Dreissenidae. The transcript has 8 exons. Bases 1030 to 2199 code for a protein of 389 amino acids. The record is from RefSeq and is a predicted model, not a curated record.